Messenger RNA from Colletotrichum higginsianum IMI 349063, 3516 nucleotides. Its product is annotated as Mucin-desulfating sulfatase (N-acetylglucosamine-6-sulfatase). Bases 1 to 3516 code for a protein of 1171 amino acids. The transcript has 4 exons. Gene Ontology annotation, biological process: DNA-templated transcription; regulation of DNA-templated transcription. Lineage: Eukaryota; Fungi; Ascomycota; Sordariomycetes; Glomerellales; Glomerellaceae. Gene Ontology annotation, molecular function: DNA binding; DNA-binding transcription factor activity, RNA polymerase II-specific; zinc ion binding. The record is from RefSeq and is a predicted model, not a curated record.
AUGACGAGCGCUAGACCCAACAUCAUCUUCAUCAUGGCUGAUGACCAUGCCUCCAAAGCCAUCAGUGCUUACGGGGCGGGCAUCAACCAUACCCCCAACAUCGACCGGCUCGCGGAGGAGGGCAUGAAGUUCAACCACUGUUAUGUCACCAACUCGAUCUGCACGCCGUCGCGGGCGGCCAUCCUCACCGGGACCCAUAACCACGUCAAUGGCGUCAUGACACUCAACGACAACAUCAACAAGCACAUCCCGAACGUCGCAAAGCAUCUCCGAACUGGCGGGUACAGGACGGCAAUGGUUGGCAAGUGGCACCUGGGCGAGGGCAGAGCACAUGAGCCAACGGGCUUCGACUACUGGUCAGUCCUCCCGGGCCAGGGAGACUACUGGGACCCGAAGUUCAUCGAGGAGACGGGGGAGAGGGUCGAGAACGGCUACGUUACGGACGUCAUCAUCGACAAGAGCCUGAAAUGGAUAUCGGAGACGACGAGGGACACGGAGAAGCCCUUCUUCCUCAUGUGCCACCACAAAGCGCCACACCGCUCGUGGGAAUACGACGAGAAACACAAGAAGCUCUACACCGACCCGAUCCGCGUCCCCGAGACAUACGACGACGACUACAAGAACCGGGCUAAGGCGGCCAAGGUCGCCAAGAUGCGCGUGGCCGAGGACAUGACCUACCAGGACCUGGGACUCGUGCAGCCGGACGGCGGCAACGCGGUCGGCGAGCGGGUGGUGCAGGAGUCCGGGUCGGCGCAGCGCAAGGUCCCGGUUGACGCGAAGAGGCUGAUCGACAAGGAGGACGGGACGGUCUUCACGUUCAAGAGCGAAGAAGACCUCGCGCACUUUAAGUUUCAGCGGUACAUGCAGCGUUACCUGCGCGUCAUCCAGUCCGUCGACGACAACGUCGGGCGCAUGCUGGACUACCUCGAGGACAACGGGCUGGCGGAGAACACGAUGGUCAUCUACACCUCGGACCAGGGCUUCUUCCUCGGCGAGCACGGCUGGUUCGACAAGCGCUUCAUGUACGAGGAGUCGUUCCAGAUGCCGUUCCUCGUCCGGUACCCGGCGGCCAUCGCCAAGGGCUCGGUGUGCGACGGCAUCAUCUGCAACGUUGACUUCGCGCCGACCUUUCUCGACCUCGCGAGCCUGACGGUGCCGAGCUACAUGCAGGGCGUGUCCUUCCGACGGCUGCUCCAGGGCGACACGCCGGCGGACUGGCAGCAGGUCGCCUACCACCGCUACUGGAUGCACAACGACAUCAUCCACCACGCCUACGCGCACUACGGCGUCAGGGACCAGAGGUACAAGCUGAUCUACUGGUACAACGAGCCGCUGGAGAUCGAGGGCGCCAGGCCGGGCGGCGAGGAGGACAAGGAGUGGGAGCUGUUCGACUGCGAGAAGGACCCGUUGGAGCUGUUCAACGUCUACGACGACCAGGCGUACGGGGAGGUCGUGAAGUACAUGACAGAGUUGCUCGAGCUGAAGAUGGAGCAGAUCGGGGACGUGCCGAUUCAUCCGAGGGGGUCCAGGGGUGGUGGUCCUGCGAAAGAGCCGGUCGAGCUGGCGACAACAUCAUCCGAAGAGGCCGAGAACAUCCCCUUCUCGGGUAAUGGCCACCAGGCGGCGGCUUCGGCCCGUCCUCGACGUCUGAGAGGCACGCGAGCCUGCAGAGCCUGUCGAGACAAGAAAGUCCGGUGCUCCGGGACCUCGCCGCAGUGCAGCAACUGCAAACGCCACGGCCGGGAAUGCCUGUAUCCAACUCCGGCGCGGGCGGUGGUGAUGCGAGCCCCCUCUCCGCAGAGCACGUCUACAAGUACAGGUACUACAGGUAUUACUACAACAACGGACGGAGACGAGACAUGCGGGGUCGAGAUUGGCCAGUAUCUCCCCGUCUCAGUCGAAAGCUUCUUCGAGCACGUCUAUCCGCUGCCAUCCCACGCGUUCCUACACCCCGAGACGACCAGGGAACGCUGCCGCGAGGGGAAGGUCGACCCGGCCUUGGGGUAUGCCAUCUGCGCCCUGGCGACCCUCCACUCCGGUCCCGAUCUACAGACCCGCGACAGGGCGACGGCCUGGGUUCAGACGGCCGAGCAGAGGAUAUGGCAGCACCUCGAGAGCCCGACCAUCCCGCGGCUGCAGGCCCUGCUGCUCGUCGUCCACUACCAGAUGGAGACGGGCAAGUUCCAGAGGGCCUUCAUGCUCACGGCCACCGCGGCUCGCUUCGCGGCGGCCCUGCGUCUGAACCACGAGCGGCCCGACCUGGAUCCCGUCGCCCAGGAGGUGCGCCGCAGGAUCAUGUGGUCCCUCAAGAUCACGGAGCGGUACUUCUCGGUCGGGCUGCCCGAGUUCGAGGCGUGUCCCAUCGAGACGAUAUACCUGCAGUUCCCCUCGGCCGAGGGCGAGUUCAGCAACGACGGCGGGCCGUGCGACGGCGGUUGCUACAGGCUCUACGUCCGGCUGGAGAUUAUACGGCGAGACAUCAUGAAGCUGACGAGGGGCGUUGCGCUCUGCGACCAGCCGUUCCCGCCCCUCACGAAGCUCAUUGGCGAUGUCGAGAGAGACCUGGCCGAGAUCGGAUCCCUGAUGCCGGACGGCACCGCCGACUUCUCCUUCUCCAGACUCCAGGCGCACUACCAUGGCCGGUGGCUCAGGAGACGGCUGUUCAUGCACAUCUCGUUUCACCAGGCGCACUGCGACCUGUACCGCAUCCUGCUCCUGAACUACCCGGAGGCGGCGCCGCGCGUAGUCCUCGAGGCGGUCGACGACGGCGCCUACGUCACGUCGGCCGAGCAGGGCUGUCUCAGGCAUGCCGUCGCCAUCAUCCAGAUCCUCACGAACCUGAACCAGCUCAGCACGAGACCCCUCCUGCUCGAGUUCGACACGGCCAUCUGCGCGUACCACGCCACCCGGCUCCUGCUCUUCAUCUCGCGCGCCGCGAGGGUCCCGGGCUGCCCCUCGCCCGAGUUCGCCGCGAGCCGCGCCGCGCUGUGCCUGGCCGCGCUGAAGCGCUUCUUCCCCUCGUCGGCGCUGGUCAAGCCCAUCAUCGACGACAUGGAGCGCCUGACGAGGGGCCACGCGCCGCAGGAGGGCGGCAUCGGCGGCCUGUCCUCGCCCGAGUUCCAGGAGGGCAGGAGGAACCUGGAGCAGCAGCUCUCGGACGCCGCGAAAGCGAGGCAGAGGCUGGCCAUCCACAGUCUGCUCAGGCAGGCGGACUUUACCGACGAGGACGACGGGGACGGGUACUCGUCCUCCAUGUCGACUACCGCCAUUACACCAACACAGAUCAGUAAGCGCGCUUUCUGGUUAAAGUCCCCUCCUGUCAAAAUGAAGUUCUCCGCUGUCCUCCUCUUCGUCGCCUCCGUCGCCGCUGUCGCUCUCGACACCGAUGUCCCUGCCGCCCUCAGCCAGCCCGGCCGCCGCGGCGUCGACUGCGGCGCCUGUGACCGGCUGAACUUCUGCCCCGGCAAGCCCAACAACAACGUUGAGUGUGAGCUGGACGGAUGUUGCAAGAAUUAG